Molecule: messenger RNA, 900 nt
Organism: Penicillium antarcticum
Lineage: Eukaryota; Fungi; Ascomycota; Eurotiomycetes; Eurotiales; Aspergillaceae
Product: MBL fold metallo-hydrolase
Exons: 1
Coding region: 1-900 (299 amino acids)
Biological process (GO): glutathione metabolic process; hydrogen sulfide metabolic process
Molecular function (GO): sulfur dioxygenase activity
Source: RefSeq, a predicted model, not a curated record
AUGGAACCAAUCAUACACAGCAUUAUAGAUAAAGAGACUGGCACCUGGCAAUACAUCGUUGCGUGUCCCAAUUCACGCAAUGCUGUUAUUAUAGAUCCGGUGCUCAAUCUGGAGCCAACACAGCCCAAGAUCAUGACCUCCUCUGCUGAUUCACUUUUGGAUGUGGUUUCAUCUCACAACUACACAGUCGUCCGACUCCUCGAGACACAUGCUCAUGCAGACCACCUGACUGCUGCCUAUUAUCUUCAGCGGAGGUUGUUGGUACUCCAGCAAUGCAAGGUUCCCAUCUGUACCGGCUACCGAAUCAAACAGGUCCAAGAUUUCUUCGCCGCGAUAUACAACGUACCCAAGACAGACUUGGACGGUGCUUUCGAUCAUCUAUUUCAAGAUGAUGAGAUCUUCAGUAUUGGGAAUUUGACUGCUCAAGUUCUUCAUUUGCCCGGUCACACCCCUGACCACAGUGGGUUCCUGAUCGGUAGCAAUAUUUUCACCGGCGAUUCAAUAUUCAAUCCCGACGUCGGCAGUGCAAGGUGCGAUUUUCCAAAGGGGGACCCGAACGCCUUGUUCCAGUCUAUGCAUAAGCUGCUAUGCAUGCCAUCCCAUUACAACCUGUAUACGGGGCACGACUAUCCCCCGGAGGACUCAGGACGGGACCCCAUGCCUUAUGUGACCGUUGCGGAACAACGUGAGAGGAAUAAGCACGUCAAAGGGGGCACGAAGCAGGAGGAAUUUGUCGCUUGGCGUCGAGCUCGCGAUUCAGUGUUGAAGAACCCAAGACUUCUACACCAGGCACUUCAGGUCAACAUUCGUGGAGGACGACUACCGCGUGGGCCAGGCAACUCCCAAACGUCAUUCUUCUUGACACCAGUAGAAAUUCCCUCGCUGCUUACUGAAGUCUAA